AUGAGCAGCAACUUCGUCAACUUCCUCCUCCUCUUCCCAUCGAUCCUCCUGCAGGCAAGUGCGUUCCUGGGACCCCUUCCCCUCUCUCCUUCUCGGCACAGACUUGGAGGAGGAGGACAGGACGCGUUUGCAGCCACUCAGACGAAGACGAGCGGCAGCGCUGCCAUCAGAUCGAAGGAGGAGGAGGAGAAAGAUCGAGGGGAGAUUAUUUUCUUCCUCUUUGGGGCCCUCCUUGCUGCUGGGGGAUAUUUCUCGACCCAGCAGCUUCAGUUCGGGCAAGCUACCGAUGUAGAGACAAAAACGUCAAACGAUGCAACGGCAGUUGGUACGGUCGAUGUCCCCGCUAGCACAAAGGCUGGGAGCUGGGAGGCUGAAAGAUCGCCUGCGGCUGCUGUAGAGGACAGGAAGCCUUUGUUUGGGAUCGACUUCUCGUCCAUCGGAAAAUCAAUUUUGCGCAAGGAUGAAGAAGCAUCUGCGGAGUUGAAGAGAGAGGAGGAGGAGGCGAAGAAGAAGUUGGAAGCCAGGGAGAGGGAAGCUAAGGAGAGGGAGGCAAAGGAGAGGGAGGCGAAGGAGAGAGAGGAGGCCAAGAAAAGAGAGGCACAGGAGAGAGAGGAGGAGGAGGCGAAGAAGAAGGAGUUGGAGAAGGCAGAGAAGGAGCGAGAGGAGAGGGAGAGUCAAGAGAGGGAGAAGGAGGCGAAGCAGAGGGAGAAGGAAGCGAAGGAGAGGGCAAGGGAGGAGAAGGAGAAGGAAGCCAAGGAGAAACAAGCCAAGGAAAGAGCAGCAAAGGAGGAAGAAGCGAAGAAGAAGGCUGAGCAAGAAAAGAAGAAACUUUCUAUGAGAGAUCUGGAAGCUGGUAGAGAGGCCCUCGUCAAAGCGCGGCUCCAGGUGAAGGAGAGCAGGGAGGAUGCCGCAAAGUUGUCGCAGACUGCGAUCGACCUGCUGCAGAAAUCAGCUCAGCUCGGGAAUGAAGAGGGUCACAAGGAGCUAAAGGAAGCAGAGAAAUUUCGUUCUCGUUGCCUGCAGGAGAUCGAGGAUCGCGAGAUCUGCAUCCGAGAGGCUCGGGACCUGCUGGACAAGGGAAAGGAGGCGUUUGGCUCUCAGAGGCUGAAAGAGGCGCAAACUUUCGUGGAAGCCAGCCGAGACGUGUUCGUCAACGCCUAUAGGCUCGGUGCGAAGAAUGAAGCCUCCAAAGCUGAAGAGCUUCUCAAAAAGAUCCGCAAGGAAGCUGAGAAAAAUUCAGCUGGGGACUUGUCGGGCAUCGAUGGACCCUCUGGGGCUGCCGAGGCCAUCCAGACAGCGUUUCGCUCCUUCCGUUUCGAUUCCCAGCGGAUGUUUGCGGGCAUCCAGGUCGUGUCCAGCAGCGGCCAGGCUGUGGAGGGGAGCGAGGAGGGGACGAGGAUUCGUAUGCUCUACAACCACCUGCCCUUUGAGUAUAAGGCUGCCUUGCUUCAGAUGAUGGUUGGGGUCAGCCCGAACGUCGAAGACCUCAAGGAGGGAAUAGCAGCAGAGGAGGGCUGGAUGUUCUCGGUGCGCGGGGUGUUUGCGGGUUUCCCAGCUCGCUUUGACAUCCUGCGCGACCAGGUGGGCGACGGGUCGGUCUGGCACCUCGACGAGGAAGUUUACAGCUCUAGCGAGCAGGGAGACAUCUCGAGCCUCGUCCCCUCCACCGGGUUGCUCGCGUCCUUGAUAAGGUUCUUCGACAUCGGUCGCUUCUCAAGGAGGAACAUGCUCGGCUACAGCUGGGCAGGCGUGAAGUCAGGGGACGUGAUCAGAGUGCGGGUGGACCGAGCGUCGAGGAGAAUGCAGGUGUUUGUGAACGGAGAGAAACAGCGGGGAGAAGUGACAUCUCUCCCUUCCUCCGACCUCUUCUUCUGCCUUGAGCUGAUUUCUUCCCAUCAAGAAGUUGCUAUCAUGGAUUAG
This is a messenger RNA of Guillardia theta CCMP2712, 1920 nucleotides long. RefSeq lists its product as hypothetical. The coding region runs from base 1 to 1920 and encodes 639 amino acids. The transcript is spliced from 18 exons. The record is from RefSeq and is a predicted model, not a curated record. Lineage: Eukaryota; Cryptophyceae; Pyrenomonadales; Geminigeraceae.